CGCUCCCGCGCCGGCGCAGAGCCGCCUGCCUCAGCGGAGGUGUCCCUGACGUGGCGUGGGGUGCUCGUGCCGUGGGCUGAGGGAGCGGCGGCAGCCGGAGAUUUCUCUUCCUUCUGCUUUUUAAAAACACAAAAUGUCUCAAGUUAGGCAGAGGAGAAAAGGGAUUUCUUCAUCCAAGACCAGUGAUGGUUCACAGAAGGUUGAGAAGCACAGUGACUGUGGGACGUUGGUAAGUCCCAAGACCAACAAUAACUGGACUUCCUUUUGGAUGGACUCGCGGACGAGCUUCAGCAUAAUUUCCCUUUCUGUUUGCCUAGUGCUGAGCUGGUUCCUAUUUCAGCAGUCAGGUCAAUUUGCUGAUAUUGAAAAAAAGUACAGUUUCUUACAGCAAGAAGCUGAAAAAUUCCUGGACGUGGAAAAUAAAGUUAACUUAAUUUCUGAAAAGCUUGAGUCUACUGAAAGUAUCCUACGAGAAGCUGCCUCGUCCAUCUCUGUGAUGACUGAGUUUGAGCAGGACAUAUCUUCUCUUCAUAACAUCAUAAAUGAUAUUCAGAACAAUGAACAGACUCUCUCUAUAAAGAUGCAGAGCAUUAAUGAGAAGUUCCAAAAUGUUACGAAUUCCUGGAGAAGAAGCUUGGAUGAAAUGAACACAAACACUAGUGGUUUAAAAUCUGAGGCAAAGUUCAUACAUACAGAAGUGACUUCCCAAAUCAAUGAAGCUGACCAAAGAAUUAAAUCCCUUUCAGAAAGAGUAAGAGAUUUGGAAGACAGUACAGCCAGAAAUAUUAGAACACUGAAAAGACAAGAAGAUGAUGAAUUCUCUAGAGUUGAACAAAAGUUGGACUUACAUGCAAAGGCAGUUGAAAAGCUAGAAGAACAACAGAAUAGUCUGGUAGCCAAGGACACAGACCUGAAUCAGAAACUUGGGAACUAUGAACCAAAAAUUGAGGAGUGCAAGACCCAUUUGCCAACAAUUGAAAAUGCUAUUCACUCUAUUCUUAGAUUAUCAAGUGAAUUGCUAAGUAUGGAGAAAAAGAUAGAGGCCUUGACAACACAGCUAUAUACUGUGGAAAACGAUAUGUUGAAAACUGUUUCUGAUACAAUGGCGAUGCGAAAGGUUCUUGAAGGCAUAGAGUACAACAGCAGCAUAUUGGAAGUGCCAAAUGAAAUAGUUUUAGAAGAAAUAGUGCAUGACAUAGAAGUAUCUUCGAAAGCAAAAGAAAUAACUUUAGAAAGCUAUAACUUAGAAAAUGAUCAGAAUGGGAAUAAAUGAAUUUGGACAUAGGGCUUUCAUUGAUGAAAGAGCACUUUACUUAUAAAUAAUGUCACUCCAACAUAAGUUAAGGGUAGUUGAAAUAUUGUCAUUAAUCUAGAUAGGCAUUGGAUCAGAUUGAAGGGCAAACUAGAGAGCAAUAAAUACUGUGUUGAAGGAGGAAAGGAGUAUUUUCUUAAAGUGAGGAUUGUUUUCACAUUAUCUAUUAAAAGUUAAUUUUUAUUAAAAAGCAAUUCAAAGCAAAGUAUUUAGAUGAUAGGAAAAGUCAAAACCAGAGACAUCCGAUUACAAUUUACAUUUAGUUUUCACUACUUAGUUUUUUAUGUUGUUACUUUUUAUAUUAUAUUCCAUGGACUUGUAAGACAAUGAACAAUUAAGUUAUUAUCUCUAGGCAGAUACAGAUGAUGUACUUUGCCUUAAUGUAUCAUAUACCAUAAUGUUUUUGUGCUUAUGGUAUAGACUUCUCAAUGUCCGAGUUGUUACUGGGACCUACAUAUUUUAUGUAUUAUGCACAAAGUACAUUUUUAACAGCUGUAGCUUAGCUGCAAUGCUAUAUGUAGUAGAAAACACUAGUAAAGCACCCCUUACUGAGAACCUUCUCUUGUACUGGUAUUUAUAAGCAGAGGGUUACAUAGCAGCUGGUGUUAUCUUUUAUUUCUUUGACCCCAUGCAAAUAGCUGCCUUAGACCUCAUUUCUAGCAUUUUGAAACUUCCAGGAAUCACUGGCAUAGUUUUGUUCUGCUAUUGAAUUCACUAGACUACAUAUAGACUGAAGUUCUUACUAACAGAUAUUCCUCUUAGAUUCUUCUUCCAUCAUUUAAUUUGUAUGUUUGGUGUGAUCAGUCACUGCAUUAAUUGUUGAUUUGGUGUUUGUUUUGGUUUUCUUUUGUUUGUUUGUUUGUUGGGUUUUUUUUUUGUGGUUUUGGUGCUGUUAGAAACAAGUUUUAAUCUUUUGUAGAAUGUUUUCUUUUGUAGAAUGUUAGGCAUUACAUGAUUUCUUUUGUAGAAUGUUAGGCAUUACAUGAUAUGUGUGGUAUUGCUUUGCAUUUCAAAGGGAAAAAAAUGGUGUCACUGACAUUGUUUCCCAAAGUUUGGUGAACCAAGAGCUGCAAAAGCAUUUAAUGAAAGCUAUGGAGUUAUAUACUUGGUUCUAACAGAUCUCCUUACACAGGGCGUAUUACUAAUAAGCCUGGUAGCUGUUCAUUAAAAUUUGGAAUUUUGGAAGCACUAUAAAUUUGUGUCUACAGACUUGUCUUGAUAAUUUCAGAUUCCUGAUUUCAGAACCCAGGAAAGGAGAUUGCUUAGUAGGCAUUAUGAACCCACAACAUUUAAGCCUGAUUAAGUCAUAAAUUAAAUUAUUCUGGUUUUGUACAUUCAUUUAUCUAGAACUCUAUUGAAAUCUUCACUGAACAGUUAAUGCUGCCCAUUGAAGAGACCAUUAAACCAGCAUUUCCCAGUGUAAAGGUUUUAUCAGUUUCACAUAUUUACUACUUAUGUAUAGAUUUGUAUCUGUUUACAGUCAUAUUCAGUAAAAAUAUAUCAUAGUGGAUUGCCCCGUCUUGAUGCAUAAUCUAAUUCAAAAUAAAUUGCUCUUCCAGAAA
This is a messenger RNA of Tyto alba (common barn owl), 2874 nucleotides long. It is a transcript of the gene IKBIP, whose product is annotated as IKBKB interacting protein. The coding region runs from base 134 to 1273 and encodes 379 amino acids. The record is from RefSeq and is a predicted model, not a curated record. NCBI's taxonomy places the organism in Eukaryota, Metazoa, Chordata, Aves, Strigiformes, Tytonidae. The transcript is spliced from 4 exons.